Messenger RNA from Pyricularia oryzae 70-15, 780 nucleotides. RefSeq lists its product as uncharacterized. The coding region runs from base 1 to 780 and encodes 259 amino acids. NCBI's taxonomy places the organism in Eukaryota, Fungi, Ascomycota, Sordariomycetes, Magnaporthales, Pyriculariaceae. The record is from RefSeq and is a predicted model, not a curated record. The transcript has a single exon.
AUGCAUACAAUUCUCACCGGCGCAACGGGCAUGGUCGGCUCCGCCGCCCUCGCCACUAUGCUUGCCAACCCCGCCAUCACCAGGAUCACUAUUUUAUCUCGCCGGGCCGUACCCCAAGCUAUUGCAGCCGCCGACCCCCGCGUCUCGGUCAUCCUGCACGAUAAUUUCGCCUCGUACGACGCCGAUUUGCGCAACCGCGUCAAAGACGCGCACGGAUGCGUAUGGGCCAUGGGCGUCAGCACCACCCAGGUCAGCGACCCGGUCGAGUACGAACGCAUCACCAAAACGUUCCCCCUCGCGGCGGCCAAGACUUUUGGCGAAAUGGCGCUCGAGCAAGGGCGACCUUUUAAUUUUGUCUACGUGUCGGCAUCGGGCGUUGACGCGGAAGAGCCGGCAAAGUCCCCCAGGAUGUGGGCACGCGUCAAAGGCGAGACCGAGCGCGGGCUUGCGAUUUUGGCCGAUGAGAACCCGCUAAUGCACACGCGUUCUUUUCGAACUGCGUUUGUCGAUCCCGCGGAGCACGAGCAGAUAAAGCCAUAUCUCCCACAAAGACAGCCAAUUAUGAGGGUGGCGGAAAAGGUGCUUAUACCGGCGUUGAGGGUUUUUUGGAAAAGCGGUUGGGGCCCGUCGGAGCCCCUAGGGAAUUUCCUAACAAACUUGGCUGUUGAUAAAUAUUCCCAGGAGGAGCUCGUUGCUGCUGGGGCUAAAAAGAUUGGGGACGGUGACUUUAUUGCAAUUGAAAACCCUACCUUCCAGAAGUUGGCUGGAGUUAAGCCCUAG